Apaloderma vittatum (bar-tailed trogon) is the source of this 1012-nucleotide messenger RNA. It is a transcript of the gene MRPS30, whose product is annotated as mitochondrial ribosomal protein S30. Gene Ontology annotation, biological process: translation. Gene Ontology annotation, cellular component: mitochondrion; ribosome; mitochondrial large ribosomal subunit. The transcript has 5 exons. The record is from RefSeq and is a predicted model, not a curated record. Lineage: Eukaryota; Metazoa; Chordata; Aves; Trogoniformes; Trogonidae. The annotation marks the transcript as partial. Gene Ontology annotation, molecular function: structural constituent of ribosome.
GUGGGCGAGCUGCGCUCCAUCGCCUGCGACGCCCUCCUGCAGGAGAGCUUCUACCAGAACAAGAAGCGCCCACCCCUCUACCAAGACCAGGAGCACACGCCCGGCCCGUUCCUAACGCAGCUCGUUUCCACCCUGGCUGCUCGGCUGUCCUGUCGCAACCCGCUGCUGGCAGCCUCCCCCCCUGGGGCGGAGCGGGAUCUAAAACCUGAAGUUAACUACUACUGGCAUCACGGCGAGGAAGUUGUUGUUCACGGGCAUCGCAAGGGUAGAGUUGAUCCUGUGCGAUUUCAGAUAGAUGAUAAGCCACACCUCCAGAUCCGUGUACCAAAGCAGCUUCCAGAGAUUGUACCACUGGAGGCAGAUCUUGGAGAUGUGCCUGUUAUUGAUCACAAACCAUCCAAACUGCCGUUGUUCAAAAAGCAGUAUGAAAACAAGGUAUUUAUAGGAUCAAAGGUAGCGGAUCCGUGCUGUUAUGGACACACCCAGUUUCAUCUUAUUCCUAAUAAACUAAAACGAGAGAGAUUUGUAAAAGCGCAUCUUGAGGAUCAGAUUGAAGUUCUUUAUCGAGCUAAUGGCAUUGCAAGUCUCUUCGCCUGGACAGCAGCACAAGCAAUGUAUCAAGGAUUCUGGAAUGAAGCAGAUGUGACCCGUCCUUUUGUAUCGCAGGCAGUUGUGACUGAUGGAAAAUACUUUGCUUUCUUUUGUUACCAGCUAAAUACUUUAGCACUAACUGUAGAAACUAUUAAAAAUAACCCUCGGAAGAAUAUCUGUUGGGGUACAGACAGUAAGCCAUUGUAUGAUGUUGUGGAAGAUGGUAGUGUGAAAGGCUUUAAUGAUGAAGUUCUGCUUCAGUUGGUUCGUUUUCUGUUAAACAGACCAAAAGAGAUCUAAGUUGUCAAGCCUGCCUGAGCUUCAUUGUAACUCCAUGAAGCAUGGGCUACAAUAUGCCAUGUUUUAGUCAAGUCUAGUGAACACUAUAUACAUCUGUAAUGAUACUUGGGCCUUAUUUCUU